AUGUCGUCUCGCGUGGGUUUCCGCUUUGUGAACAAUGCUCGCUUUGCAUUCCGCAACGCCUCUGCGCCAUUCCGCCGGCCGGGUGCCCAGAGCUUCCGCUGGCAGAGCUCCGAAGCCGGUGCUGCGGAGCAGCAGAGCGCCUUCCAGCGCCUAUGGAAUAGCCCUGUUGGUAUGAAGACUGUCCACUUCUGGGCCCCGGUUAUGAAGUGGUGCCUGGUCAUCGCCGGUAUCUCCGACUUCGCCCGUCCCGCCGAAAAGCUCUCCCUCACCCAGAACGCUGCUCUGAUGGGCACUGGUGCCAUCUGGACUCGCUGGUGCCUGAUCAUCAAGCCCCGUAACAUCCUGCUUGCCGCUGUGAACUUCUUCCUCGGAUGCGUUGGUGCCGUCCAGGUCACUCGUAUCUUCCUGUGGCAGCGCAGCCAGUCUGACUCAACCGUCGAAGCCGCCAAGGAGAUUGAGCAUGAAGCUGUUGACUCUGUCAAGGCCACCGCCGAGGCGGCCGAGGGCGCCGUGAAGAAGGCUGUUGAGAAGUCGACUUAG
Messenger RNA from Penicillium egyptiacum, 540 nucleotides. The record is from the annotation of a GenBank genome assembly. Lineage: Eukaryota; Fungi; Ascomycota; Eurotiomycetes; Eurotiales; Aspergillaceae.